Messenger RNA from Xenopus laevis (African clawed frog), 2154 nucleotides. It is a transcript of the gene wnt9a.L, whose product is annotated as wingless-type MMTV integration site family member 9A L homeolog. The record is from RefSeq and is a predicted model, not a curated record. Gene Ontology annotation, molecular function: signaling receptor binding; frizzled binding; cytokine activity. The coding region runs from base 145 to 1353 and encodes 402 amino acids. The transcript is spliced from 5 exons. Gene Ontology annotation, cellular component: extracellular region. Lineage: Eukaryota; Metazoa; Chordata; Amphibia; Anura; Pipidae. Gene Ontology annotation, biological process: cell fate commitment; Wnt signaling pathway; canonical Wnt signaling pathway.
UGGGAGGGUUUGGGGGGGAGUCGGUGCGACAGUCGGACAGCUCCGCCUCAGCCAGUGCUCAGCAGUAUAAAGCGCAGCGCUCACAGUCGCACUCUCAUCAUUAACCAACAUCAACGAAAUGGUCAGCCGUGGAGCUGCAGCAAAAUGCUGGAUGGACACCUUGUUCUGGGAUGGCUAUCAGUUACACUUGUAGUCCUCUACUGCCUCGGGCCGGCGGCUGCUAACUUCGGAAUUCCAGCCCCCAUGUCUCUACGUGCCCACACCAGACUGACUUCGGAGGGGCAGAGCACUGGCACGAGUCUGCACCCACCCCGGUCUAAAGAAGAGGCACCCAGACAUGGAAGAUACACCCGAACGCUGACAGGGAAUGAACCAUUGACCAUCCUCCCUCUGACCUCAGAAACGGAGGAAGCUGCAGUGAAGGCCCAUUACAAAAUCUGUGACCGGCUUAAGCUUGAGCGGAAGCAACGCAGGAUGUGCCGACGAGACCCGGGGGUGGCCGAGACCCUUAUAGAGGCCAUUAGCAUGAGUGCGCAGGAGUGCGAGUACCAGUUUCACUUUGAGCGCUGGAACUGCACCCUGGAAGGACGAUACCGGGCCAGUUUACUGAAGAGAGGUUUUAAGGAAACGGCAUUCCUUUACGCCAUCUCCUCAGCAGGACUGACCCAUGCAAUGGCCAAGGCAUGCAGCGCAGGUCGCAUGGAACGCUGCACGUGUGACGAAGCUCCUGACCUGGAGAACAGAGAGGCCUGGCAGUGGGGGGGCUGUGGAGACAACCUCAAGUACAGCAACAAGUUUGUUAAGGAGUUUCUGGCAAAUAAGUCCAGCAAGGAUCUGCGGGCAAGAGUGGAUUUACACAAUACCAACGUGGGGAUUAAGGUUAUCAAAGCUGGAGUUAAGACCACAUGCAAGUGCCACGGAGUCUCUGGAUCUUGUACAGUUCGCACAUGUUGGAGACAAUUGUCACCUUUUCAUGAAAUUGGGAAACAACUGAAGCAAAAGUACGAGACUUCACUAAAAGUAGGGAGCACUACUAACGAAGCUACUGGAGAAGGGGACAUUUCUCCACCCAAAAAGCCAGUUGCUGGCCACAGCGACCAAAUUCCAAGGACUACAGAUUUAAUAUACAUUGACGAUUCACCAAGUUUUUGUCGGAUGAGCAAGUAUUCUCCUGGCACUUCCGGAAGGAGAUGUUACAAAGAUAAAAACUGUGAAAGCAUUUGCUGUGGACGGGGACAUAACACUCAGAGCAAUGUAGUUACAAGACCAUGCCAGUGUCAGGUUCGAUGGUGCUGCUAUGUGGAGUGUAAAGAGUGCACACAAAGGGAGGAGGUGUAUACGUGUAAAGAUUAGCCAACAGUUCUAGGUUUGGAGGAAACCAUCACAGCGUAUGGAAACAAAAACAGGGUCUGAUUGACUAUGGGAUCUAAAGCUAUAUAUAUAUAUAUAUAUAUAUAUUAAGACAUAAGCACUUUGUAGGGUAGAGAUAACCCAACUGUGUUGCUGUUUUUAGGCGUGUUUCACUGGGUCAUAAGCCCAUCUUUAUAAUCUCUUAUUUUCUCUGUGUCCCUGAGUGUAACCAACUCAAAAUGAACGGCCUGGAACGAACCUGUAACUAUUGUAAGCAUUGGAACAUUCACAGGGCUAAUCCAACCCACAACCAAUCACAGUAGUCGAAUGUUCCUUAUUCAAACUGCAAUAGCAACAGUAGCUAAAUGUUUCAAACACGCCUCCAUAUGAGACAAAGUUCAUACAUCCAACUGGCUUUGUUGGCUGAGCUGGAACAUUUCAGUGGUGCAAUUAAUUAAGUGCGCAGGUAGAGAUCCAUAACAUGGUGGUCAUCUUCUGGUCAUCCCAAUACUAGCCAGCCUUCUUGAACUUGUAGUUCCUAUAACAAUGACAAGUGGCACCUGGAUCUUUGUCUGGAGACAAAUUAACUUGGUGACUCAAACUCCAGUGAGUGGGAGAGCAAGGGAAACCAUAGCUUUCUUCAGUUCUUUUCUGCAAUCUUCUAGUAAGUUGGAAGAAUAUGGCAGAACUGGGCUUUGUGGGAAAAUAUUUCUACAUAAUACUGUAGAACAUAUAGGGGGUUAUUUAUUAAAGUCUGAAUGCCAAAAACUCAAAAAAUUCUACUAUGAAAUCGGAAUUUUUAGU